This is a messenger RNA of Neopsephotus bourkii (Bourke's parrot), 1447 nucleotides long. It is a transcript of the gene KCNE2, whose product is annotated as potassium voltage-gated channel subfamily E regulatory subunit 2. Gene Ontology annotation, biological process: regulation of heart rate by cardiac conduction; negative regulation of delayed rectifier potassium channel activity; regulation of ventricular cardiac muscle cell membrane repolarization. Gene Ontology annotation, molecular function: potassium channel regulator activity; transmembrane transporter binding; voltage-gated potassium channel activity involved in ventricular cardiac muscle cell action potential repolarization. The transcript has a single exon. NCBI's taxonomy places the organism in Eukaryota, Metazoa, Chordata, Aves, Psittaciformes, Psittacidae. Gene Ontology annotation, cellular component: membrane. The coding region runs from base 815 to 1192 and encodes 125 amino acids. The record is from RefSeq and is a predicted model, not a curated record.
CUAGUAACACUGAAAUCUGGCCUUUGAGAAUGUCUCCUGUGGGAUGGAGACCUGAUUCAUGCUUUUCUGAACAGCAGCUGGGUCUGACUGUCGCAAGGUUUGGGAUAGCUGGAAGAGGGGCAGGACAGAUAUGGCUCUGUGGCACUACUCAGCAUGACUGCCCCUUUGGGAUGGUUGACCCUAAUGACCCAUGAAGCUAUUUCAGGUAUGAGGGCUCUGCUUCCUUGUCCCUUCUCUGUCUAUCAGGCUACCAUUUAGGAGUUAACUGCCUGGCUAUUAUGCUCCCACAGAGUCAUCUGAGAUUGUAUGGGUACACCAGUCUUCACACCAGAUGUAAUAUUUGACACCAAACAAGAAAGAGGGGAGCACAUCCCUCCCUGAGAGAUCCUAGGUACCUGCCUGUAGUGGCAACGUGCCAGCCCUAACACAGGGCCCAGUAUGUACUUUGUCUUUUGGGCAAAAUGCUUCUUCACUCAGUGUUUUGCCUCAGUAGGGAAGGCAGGGUGCCUCAACCCCUGUAACAGUGGGUCAUGGGGGCCCAUGCUAACUGGUCUUCACCAAGGUGUAUCUGGCUUCCCACAGGCUAAAAGUGAGAGGAGGUAUAAGACCUCCUUGGGUCUCUGAACAUACUGAACCUCUCAGAGAUGCAUAUUCUCAGCUGAUGUAAAAUUAGUACUGCACUUCCAAGUGGCAGGUGGAAAGUGCUAUUAGCCAAUUGUCAUAAUGCAGACAAAAGAAAGCAAUGUAACUGUUUCAGUAUAGAUAUUUACUUAAAAUAAAUACCAUGUUGUCUUUAGAGCCGUAACUUGCAAGGAUGAGUGAGAUACAAAACUUCACUUGGGCAGUAGAAGAUAUUUUCAAGGAAACUUUUCUCACUUAUAUGAAUGGCUGGAGGAGAAACAUGACGGAAGCAGCAGACAAACUGCAAGCCAAGGUUGAUGCUGAAAACUUUGACUAUGUUAUUCUUUAUUUAAUGGUGAUGAUUGGGAUGUUCUCCUUCAUCAUUGUGGCAAUCUUGGUGAGUACUGUGAAGUCAAAGAGGCGAGAGCACUCCAACGAUCCCUAUCAUCAGUAUAUCGUUGAGGACUGGGGCGAGAAGUAUAAAAGCCAGGUUCUGAAUCGAGAAGACCUCAAGUGUGUGAUCCACGAAAACCCAGGUGCAAGGGACAAAACAAGCCCUGGCUCACCUUGACUUUUUGAAAACAUCUGCAAUGAGGAAAUCAUAAAGCCACGUGCAGGGAACUCACUGGAAUUACAAACAGAUGUGAAACUGUUCAUUAAAUUAACAGGACAAUGCAAAACAGAGUGCUGAGGAAAUCAACAUUACUGCUUCCCAUGAGGACUCUGGCACGGCUGCUCAGGGAACACCCAAGAAAAAUGCAUGAUUGUGCUUUGCUUAGAUACUCUGUUCUUCAAGAAAAUAAAACCAAGAGAAUGAGCAAAUGAA